Messenger RNA from Camelus dromedarius (Arabian camel), 5377 nucleotides. RefSeq names its product ATPase phospholipid transporting 10A (putative) (gene ATP10A). Gene Ontology annotation, cellular component: plasma membrane. Gene Ontology annotation, molecular function: ATP hydrolysis activity; magnesium ion binding; ATP binding. Bases 154 to 4704 code for a protein of 1516 amino acids. The transcript has 21 exons. Gene Ontology annotation, biological process: phospholipid translocation. Lineage: Eukaryota; Metazoa; Chordata; Mammalia; Artiodactyla; Camelidae. The record is from RefSeq and is a predicted model, not a curated record.
CGGGCUGGGCGGGGCGGCCACUGACCGCGUCUCCGUGCGUCCCGCAGGCGGGGAGCCCGCGCCGCCGCGCCCGGGCCGCCCGCGAUGAUCACCUAGGAGGCUGGCGCGGGCGGGCGCAAGCGGCGGAGGAGGCGGGCGCGGCGACACGCGGCCAUGGAGCAGGAGCCGGCGGCAGCCGAGGAGCCCGGGUCCCCGGAGGCGCGGCGGCGGCGGCGGCGGCGCCGGGAGGGCAGGACGCGCACCGUGCGCUCCAACCUGCUGCCGCCCCCGGGCGCCGAGGACCCCGGGACCAGCGUGGCCAAGGGCGCGCGGCGGCGGUGCGCGGGCACCCAGCACCUGGCCGACAACCGGCUCAAGACCACCAAGUACACUCUGCUGUCCUUCUUGCCCAAAAACCUGUUCGAGCAGUUCCACCGCCUGGCCAACGUGUACUUCGUCUUCAUCGCGCUGCUCAACUUCGUGCCGGCGGUGAACGCCUUCCAGCCCGGCCUGGCGCUGGCGCCCGUGCUCUUCAUCCUGGCCGUCACGGCCUUCAAGGACCUAUGGGAGGACUACAGCCGCCACCGCUCCGACCACGAGAUCAACCACCUGGGGUGCCUCGUCUUCAGCAGGGAGGAAAAGCAGUACGUGCACCGACACUGGAAGGAGGUCCGCGUGGGAGACUUCGUGCGUCUUCGCUGCAAUGAGAUCAUCCCCGCGGACAUUCUGCUGCUCUCCUCCAGUGACCCCGACGGGCUGUGCCACAUCGAGACUGCCAACCUGGAUGGAGAGACCAACCUGAAACGGCGCCAGGUGGUCCGAGGCUUCUCUGAGCUCGUCUCCGAGUUCAACCCUCUGACGUUCACCAGCGUGAUCGAGUGUGAGAAGCCGAACAACGACCUGACGAGGUUCCGUGGCUGCAUCGUGCACGACAGCGGGAAGAAGGCUGGGCUCUACAAGGAGAACCUGCUGCUCCGCGGCUGCACCGUCCGCAACACCGAAGCCGUCGUGGGCAUCGUCAUCUACGCAGGGCACGAAACCAAGGCUCUGCUGAACAACAGCGGGCCCCGCUACAAGCGCAGCCAGCUCGAGAGGCAGAUGAACUGCGACGUGCUCUGGUGUGUCCUCCUCCUCGUUUGUAUGUCUCUGUUUUCGGCGGUCGGACAUGGACUGUGGGUGCAGCGCUAUCAGGAGAAGAAGUCAUUAUUUGAUGUCCCCGAGUCUGACGGCACCUCUUUAUCCCCAGUCACAGCGGCGGUGUACUCGUUUUUGACAAUGAUAAUAGUUCUGCAGGUUUUGAUCCCAAUUUCCUUAUAUGUUUCCAUUGAAAUUGUCAAAGUGUGCCAAGUGCACUUCAUCAACCAGGACAUCGAGCUGUACGAUGAGGAGACGGACUCGCAGCUGCAGUGUCGGGCUCUGAACAUCACGGAGGACCUAGGGCAGAUACAGUACAUCUUCUCCGACAAAACUGGCACUUUAACCGAGAAUAAGAUGGUUUUCAGAAGAUGCACUGUGUCCGGUGUAGAGUAUUCCCAUGAUGCAAAUGCCCGGCGUCUGGCCAGGUACCAGGAGGCAGACUCAGAAGAGGAGGAGGUGGUGCCCAGAGGGGGCUCGUUGCCCCAGCGCGGCAGCUCCGGGAGCCACCAGAGCGUCCGCAUCGUGCACAGGAGCCAGAGCACCAGGUCGCACCGGCGCACAGGCAGCCGCGCUGAGGCCAAGCUGGCCAGCAUGCUGUCCAAGCACACGGCCUUCAGCAGCCCCAUGGAGAAAGACAUCACGCCCGACCCAAAGCUGCUGGAGAAGGUGAGUGAGUGCGGCAGGUGCCUGGCCUUCGCGAGACACCAGGAACACCCGCUGGCCCACCUCUCGCCGGAGCUGUCUGACAUCUUCGACUUCUUCAUCGCCCUCACCAUCUGCAACACAGUGGUGGUCACGUCCCCCGAUCAGCCACGACAAAAGCAGGUGAGGGUGCGGUUUGAGCUGAAGUCCCCGGUGAAGACGAUAGAGGACUUCCUGCGGCGGUUCACGCCCAGCCGCCUGACCUCGAGCUGCAGCAGCAUCGGGAGCGUGGCCGCCACCAAGCCCGCCCACAAGGCGGGGUCCAGCUUCCUGUCCACCCUGCCCAACGACAGCGCGCUGCUCGGGCUGGAGGAGCGGCUGGGCCCGCCGGCCCCGGCCCUCGCCAGCAACGGCUACAGCAGCGGAGCGCGCGGCUGGGCGGCCCAGUGCGCGGCGGCGCGGGAGCCGCAGCCGGAGCCGGAGCCCGAGCCCCAUUCCGAGCCCCAGCCCCAGCCCGGGCCCGAGGGCGAGCUGCGCUACGAGGCUGAGAGCCCCGACGAGGCGGCGCUUGUCUACGCCGCCCGCGCCUACAACUGCAAGCUCGUGGACCGGCUGCACGACCAGGUGUCAGUGGAGCUGCCCCACCUGGGCCGCCUCACCUUCGAGCUCCUGCACACGCUGGGCUUCGACUCCAUCCGCAAGAGGAUGUCGGUGGUGAUCAGGCACCCGCUCACCGAUGAGAUUAACGUCUAUACCAAGGGGGCCGACUCGGUGGUCAUGGACCUCCUGCUGCCCUGCUCCGCAGAUGACGCCAGGGGAAGGCAUCAAAAGAAAAUCCGAAGCAAGACUCAGAAUUACCUCAACCUGUACGCGGUGGAGGGCCUGCGCACCUUGUGCAUCGCCAAGAGGGUUCUGAGCAAAGAGGAGUAUGCCUGUUGGCUGCAAAGCCACUUGGAAGCGGAAUCUGCCCUGGACAACCGCGAGGAGCUCCUCUUUCAGUCUGCCCUGCGCCUGGAGACGAAUCUGCAUCUGUUGGGUGCCACUGGGAUUGAAGACCGCCUGCAGGACGGAGUCCCGGAAACCAUUGCUAAGUUGCGUCAGGCGGGUCUGCAGAUUUGGGUUCUCACCGGUGACAAACAGGAAACAGCCAUCAACAUCGCGUAUGCCUGCAAGCUGCUGGACCACAACGAGGAAGUCAUCACCCUGAACGCGGAAUCCCAGGAGGUGUGCGCGGCCCUGCUGGACCAGUGCCUCCACUACGUGCAGUCCAGGAGCCCCCACAGUGCCCCUGAGAAGACUGCUGGCAGCCUGAGUGUGGGCUUCUCCCCUGUCUACCCGCCCUCCACGGUCACCACCGCCGGCCCCAGCCUGAGCCUCGUGAUCGACGGCAGAAGUCUGGCCUACGCCUUGGAGAAAAACCUGGAGGACAAAUUCCUCUUCCUCGCUAAGCAGUGCCGGUCUGUCCUCUGCUGCCGCUCGACCCCCCUGCAGAAGAGCAUGGUGGUCAAGCUGGUCAGAAGCAAGCUCAAGGCCAUGACUCUGGCCAUAGGAGACGGAGCCAAUGACGUCAGCAUGAUCCAGGUGGCGGACGUGGGUGUGGGAAUCUCGGGCCAGGAGGGCAUGCAGGCAGUGAUGGCCAGCGACUUUGCAGUGCCCAGAUUCCGGUACCUGGAGAGACUCCUGAUCGUUCACGGACACUGGUGCUAUUCCCGACUUGCCAACAUGGUGCUGUAUUUCUUCUACAAAAACACAAUGUUCGUGGGCCUCCUGUUCUGGUUCCAGUUUUACUGUGGCUUCUCCGCGUCCGCCAUGAUCGACCAGUGGUACCUGAUCUUCUUUAACCUGCUCUUCUCCUCGCUCCCCCAGCUCGUGACUGGGGUGCUGGACAAGGACGUGCCGGCCGACGUGCUGCUGACCAAGCCGCAGCUCUACACGAGUGGCCAGAACAGGGAGGAAUACCGGCCUCGUACGUUCUGGUUGAACAUGGCCGACGCCGCCUUCCAGAGCUUGGUGUGCUUCUUCAUCCCCUACCUGGCCUACUACGACUCCGACACGGAUGUGUUUACCUGGGGGACCCCCAUCACUGCCAUCGCACUGUUCACCUUCCUCCUGCACCUGGGCAUCGAAACCAAGACCUGGACCUGGCUCAACUGGACCGCCUGUGGCUUCAGCAUCCUUUUAUUUUUCACCGUGGCUUUGAUUUACAAUGCUUCCUGUGCGACCUGUUACCCUCCAUCCAAUCCCUACUGGACCAUGCAGACGCUGAUGGGCGACCCCGUGUUUUACUUGACUUGUCUCAUCGCACCUGUCGCCGCGCUGCUGCCCAGGUUAUUCUGCAAAGCCCUGCAGGGGAGUCUGUUCCCCACCCAACUUCAGCUGGCACGCCAGUUAGCCAAGAGGUCCCCUGAGAAACUCAGUGCUCCCAAAGGGACCUUUGCUCAGGGACAUGUUCCAGGAGAACCGAGGACUGAACCAUCAGAACAGAGGAGCCUCAGAGCCUCGGGGUCCUUCUCUCAGGACUGCGGCUCGCAGGCAUCCUGGCAUGCGCAGCAGCCGGCCUGCUCCCCGGAGGCCAGCGGGGAGCCCAGUGUGGUGGACAUGGGCAUGCCUCUGCGGGAGGACGCCCUGCUGGAAGGGCUGAGCGGCCAGACCCCGGGGGCCUCCUCGCCGGGGCAGGUGGUCCUGGAAGGCUGUCCCAGGUACUCCAGGAGGAAGCCCACCAGCACCAGCAGGGCAGCCCCGCUCUCAUCCAUCUUCAGCCUCCCCAGCUUCAGCUCCCUCAGCUGGAUUUCCUCCCUCUCGCUGGUCAGCGGGCUGGGAAGUGUCCUCCAGUUCUCCCGAAGUGGUUUACAGAUGGACAAGCGGGACGGUGAGUUCCUGGCCAGCCGCCCGCAGCCAGACCAGGACCUGCGGGGCUUGAGUGGACAGACCACAGACUGCUUCUAGAAGCACCUUCCAGGGACUGUAGCUGACGGUGGCAGCGGUGGAAACCUCGAAAUGCUCUUUUUUUAUAACAGAAAUGUUAAUAUUAUUUAUGUUUUAUUAUUUGCACAAAAAGAGUUCUAGCAAGAUGUAUUUUAUAUAUUUCCAAGGCGAACACAGGAAAUGAAAGGUACCCAGAAAGAAAGUUUAUUUUUUAAAAUUUCUAAGUAGAGUAUAUUGAAAAGAAAAAGAAGAGCUUUAACAUAUAUAAAAAUUUAUAGAAGAGUGACACUUGAAAAGAUGUGUUGAAGUUUAUUUUUUCAUCUCAUUUUAUAAGAAAAUGCAGCAGAUUGGUUUUCUUCAACGUGUGUAAAUGUGUGUGAGCGCAGUGAACCCCGGACGGGUGUGGACGGGAGUGAGGGGAGGUGACACGCGAGCACAGGGCCCCAGCAGAGAUCCACCACCCUCUCUCUCUCCAUCCCACCACCGGGAGGGUGGGGGCUCUGCUUCUCCAGGAAGGAAAAACUGAGAACUCCGGGAAAACACGCACACACACACACACAUGCGUGCCAUGUUCAUUCCAACAUCCAUUUCUACGCAGGCAUUUGGUAAAGAUCGCCUGGAGGUAUGAUGGUCCCUGUCUCGGGUCUUGCCUGUCAAACUCAUAACGAGCAAUAAACAACCUUCACUUUGCAAA